CCCUGGCGGUCGUUGAAAAAUGGCGACUGUGGCGGAGUUGAAGGUUGUUUUAAAGGACACCUUGGAAAAAAAGGGGGUAUUAGGGCAUUUAAAAGCAAGGAUCCGAGCUGAAGUUUUCAGUGCCCUAGAUGAUGACCGUGAACCCCGACCAUCAUUGUCUCAUGAAAACCUUCUAAUUAAUGAAUUAAUUCGAGAGUAUUUAGAAUUCAACAAAUAUAAGUAUACAGCAUCUGUCCUCAUAGCAGAAUCUGGUCAACCUGUAGUUCCAUUGGACAGACAGUUUCUCAUCCAUGAACUAAAUGCAUUUGAAGAAUCAAAGGAUAAUACAAUACCUCUUUUAUAUGGGAUUUUAGCCCAUUUCUUGCAUGGAACUAAGGAUGGCAUCCAGAAUGCAUUUCUGAAAGGGCCUUCACUUCAGCCUUCAGACCCAAGUCUUGGCAGACAACCUAGUAGAAGAAAGCCAAUGGAUCGAGCCUCUCUCUGUAGCCCAGGCUGGAGUGCAACGGUGUGAUCUUGGCUCACUGCAACCUCCACCUCCCAGGUUCAAGCGAUUCUCCUGUCUCAGCCUCCCGAGUAGCUGGGACUACAGGCGUGCACAACCACACCCGGCUAAUUUUUGUAUUUUUAGUAGUGACAGGGUUUUACCGUGUUGGCCAGGCUGGUCUCGAACUCCUGACCUCAAGUGUUCCAUCCACCUUGGCCUCCCAAAGUGCUGGAAUUACAGGUGUGAGCCACUGUGCCCGGCCAAAAAAUAUUAAAUCUUGAGGCACAUGGGGGAGUAAACCAUGCUCAGACCCAAUCUUCGAUGUUACUAAAAAUUGGAGGGGAUCACACUUCAUGGUUUUGUUUUGUUUUGUUUUUUUGAGACAGGGUCUUGCUCUGUUGCCCAGGCUGGAGUACACUGGUACGAUCACAGUUCACUGCAGCCUCAAACUCUGGGGCUCAAACAAUCCUCCUACUUCACUCUCUAGUUGGGAAUACAGGCACACACUGCUGUGCUCGACUAAUUAUUAUUAUUAUUAUUAUUAUUAUUAUUAUUAUUAUUAUUUUGUAGAGACAGGGAUCUUGCUAUGUUGCCCAGGCUGUUCUCGAACUCCUGGGCUUAAGCGAUGCUUCCACUGCGGCCUCUCAAAGUGCCGGGAUUACAGGCGUGCCCAGCCACUUUGGAGCUUUUUUAAGCCAACAGCAAAAAAAGACUAUAAAAGAGAAAUUUCCCCUUGGCCGUCUUGUUUCAUGAAUUCAUGGAAACUCCCAUUAAACAGCCCAUCACAAAAAAGAUAUGCCAAGGAAAAUUACUUGACAGCACUCAAAGUGACAUUUUAAAAAGAGACUAUUGCCUCCUCCAUCUUAAAAAAAACUGACCUUUUGAGCCAUGAGAAAUAAAACAGAGGCAUCUGAUCGAAUGAUAACAAUGCACUUUUGAAGAUUCAAACAUCGGAACUUCACGCAUUGGACACAUAUCUAUUGAAUGACUGUUAGGUGAACAUACUGUCCCUGCCUGCUUCCAGAGGAUACUAGAAAGGUCUGAGAUGGUUCAUAAAGGCCUUCACAUGUGCUGUCAUAUUUAACAAUCAGAAAGGUACUUGAGGCAAAGAAUCUGAUCAUCUUUGCUUUUCCUUAAGAAAAUGCGCUCAGAGAGGUUUACUGACAAUCCCAAAGGUGCUUGAUUGGUGCUUAAGAGAUCUGGGUUUAAAACCUCAGACUUCUGUCUACUAUGGCCUGUGUCAAAAAGACUGGGGUUGGAAUUCCUGUUCCACCACUGCUGUGUUAUUUAACCUCUCCAAACCUAGAUUCUCAACAAUAAAAUGGGGGUAGGGAGGGAAUUAAAGUACAUACCUUAUUUUUUACAGACAACAUCUUGCUCUGUCGCCCAGGCUAGAGUGCAGUGGUGCAAUCACAGUUCACUGCUCAAGAGUUCAACCUUCCAAGCUCAAGAGAUCCUCCUACCUCAGCCUCCCUAGUAGCUGGAACUUCAGGCUACACUACACCCAGCUGCUAUUUAUUUAUUUAUUUAUUUAUUUAUUUAGAUUGGAUCUCACCAUGUAGCCCAGGCUGGCUACUUAAAAAAUUUUUUUUUUCAAGACAGGGUCUCACUCUGCCACCCAGGCUGGAGUACAGUGGCAUGGUCUCAGCUCACUGCAACCUCUGCCUCCCAGGCUCAAGUGAUCUUCCCACCUCAGCCUCCCAAGUUGCU
Pongo pygmaeus (Bornean orangutan) is the source of this 2194-nucleotide messenger RNA. RefSeq names its product centrosomal protein 20 (gene CEP20). NCBI's taxonomy places the organism in Eukaryota, Metazoa, Chordata, Mammalia, Primates, Hominidae. The coding region runs from base 20 to 511 and encodes 163 amino acids. The record is from RefSeq and is a predicted model, not a curated record. The transcript has 5 exons. Gene Ontology annotation, biological process: cilium assembly; microtubule anchoring. Gene Ontology annotation, cellular component: centrosome; motile cilium; ciliary basal body. Gene Ontology annotation, molecular function: protein binding.